AUGAUCGGCGGCAAUCGAAGGUCUGACUAUGGAAACCCGGAUAGCCCGUCGCACAGCCUUUCACAAGUCAAGGUCGACAUUUUCCCGAUGCCGCGAGGAAACAGCGAAGAUGCUGCUCCGGUUCGCAAGGAAUCUCCCGUCGUCCUCAACCAUCCGCCCGAAAACCAUCCAUUCCAAAUGCCAACCGUGCGCCGCGGAUUG
Messenger RNA from Mesorhabditis spiculigera, 201 nucleotides. NCBI's taxonomy places the organism in Eukaryota, Metazoa, Nematoda, Chromadorea, Rhabditida, Rhabditidae. The record is from the annotation of a GenBank genome assembly.